Messenger RNA from Penicillium mononematosum, 1341 nucleotides. Its product is annotated as NAD(P)/FAD-dependent oxidoreductase. The record is from RefSeq and is a predicted model, not a curated record. Gene Ontology annotation, molecular function: proline dehydrogenase activity; flavin adenine dinucleotide binding; sarcosine oxidase activity. NCBI's taxonomy places the organism in Eukaryota, Fungi, Ascomycota, Eurotiomycetes, Eurotiales, Aspergillaceae. Bases 1 to 1341 code for a protein of 446 amino acids. The transcript has 2 exons.
AUGGAGAAAGACCAGCGAAUCGUCAUUAUUGGGGCUGGGGCCUUCGGUCUCGGAACUGCACUGAGACUAAAGGAAGAAGGCUACAAGUCCGUCACCAUCCUAGACCGAUCAGUGCCACCGGUUCCAGACGGAUCCAGCAACGACAUCUCUCGCGUUAUUCGAUUCGACUAUGGAGAUGCUGUCUAUGCUGAGAUUGCAAAAGAGGCGUUUGAUCUUUGGAAGACCCCGGACUAUCAAGAAGCCUUCCAUCAAACGCCCUGCUUAUGGGUCUGUCAAGAUGGCACCCCAGAACAGCCCGUGCAGCCUCGAGCACAAGAGUACAGCCGUAAGACAAAGCGCGUCCUGACCGAAAUGGGCCAAGAAUGGGUUCCAGUCAGGAGCGUCGAAGAGGCGAAACAGCACUUCCCCAAAUUGACUGGCCGGCUAGCCAGUCCUGGGUUUGACGGAUUCUACAACAAAUCCGCUGGAUGGGCUGAUGCAGGUCUUGCUUGUUCUCGUCUCAUGUCUCGUUGUGCAUCAGCAGGCGUGUCUUUUAUUACAGGGCCGAAUGGCCAGGUCGAAGAAUUCGAAAAGCGAUCAGACGGAGCGAUCAAAUCUGUCCGUACGAAGAACGGACGGGUCGAGGGUGAUCAAUUCAUCGUCGCUACUGGCGCAUGGACUUCGAGUCUCAUUCCGGCUUGGAACUCGAUGCUGGCCGCGGGACAGGUUGUGGGAUAUCUACGCCUCACCCCAGAGGAAGUCAGCCAGCUCAGGGACCUGCCUAUCUACUUCAACUUCUCCACUGGCUUUUUUGCCUUCCCUCCCCAUGAGCCAACUGGCUACCUGAAAGUCGCCUGUCAUGGGUUCGGUUAUACCCGCUCGGAGCCUUCGGUCACAUCCGCACCACCUAGCUCAGCAGUUGCUUCACGAGCUAAUUACAUCCCCGCCGAUGGAUUGAAACGACUCACGGCUGGAUUGAUGGAUCUUUUCCCGCAGCUGGCAUCGAGGGGCUUUGAAAAGGUUGGAAUCUGUUGGUACAACGACACUCCGACCGGAGAUUUCAUCUUCGAUUUCCACCCGGAGCACAAGAACUUGUUUAUUGCUACUGGAGGAAGCGGACAUGCUUUCAAGUUUUUGCCUGUCAUCGGAAAAUACAUUGUUGGGAGCUUCCAACGCAAGCUUUCGCGGGAGUUGCUUGACAAAUGGAAAUUCCCUACCCAAUUCCGCGAGCGCUUCCAGGGAGAGGUAUUUACAGGAGAUGGAAGUCGUGGAGGACCAGAGCGAAGGGAGUUGACUGCUCAAGAGCUGGACACAUUCGACACGGCGUUGAAAGCUGCUUCCUCCCGGGGAAGCAAAAUUUGA